Molecule: messenger RNA, 5977 nt
Organism: Paramuricea clavata
Lineage: Eukaryota; Metazoa; Cnidaria; Anthozoa; Malacalcyonacea; Plexauridae
Source: the annotation of a GenBank genome assembly
AUGGCGAAUUUAAUGAUGGUAAGUUGAUAUUAGGAGAUUUUUGUAGUGAUGUAGCAAGUUUGCCAACAAGCCGUCAACAAGUUGUUCUCGCAUGAACUGCUUGUCCCAAGUUGUUAACAAGUUUGAAACAAACUGUUAACAGCUUGUUGUAAUAACCUUGUUGAUAUUAUCAGACUUGUUGCAAGGUUGUUUCAACAAUUAAGUCCGAUACAAUCAUGAUAUAACAAUAUUGUUACAACCUUUUGUUGUCAACCUUGUAACAUUCUUGUUAUAUCAUGACUGUAUCAGACUUUGUUAGAACAACCUUGUAACAAGUCUGAUAAUGCCAUCAAGCUUGUUACAAGUUGUCAACAGCUUGUUCCAAACUUGUUGCAGCAACUGGGGAACAAGCAGUGCGAACACAACUUGUCGACAGCUUGCGAACAGAUUUGUAACAACUUAAUUGUUUUGAGACCCGUAACAACUUUUGCGUGUGUUGGUUUCAUCAAGCGUCACCGGCCAGCACAUGGUGGUCAGCGUGAGAAUGCCGACACUUAUAUUUUACAUCUAAAUACAAGAUUUUACUAUACAUUAUGAGAAGAAUUAACAAUAUUAUCUCACUGGGAUCUUGUCCACCAUCAUCAACUAUAAUACCUCUAGUGCGAUUACAUUCCAAAUAUUUUUAAAAGUUUUUUGCACUCGAUGUGUUUCUAAAUCUGCAAAAUCAUAUUUAAGAAGUAUGUAAUGCGGCAAUGAACUUUCAAAACCAUCCUAAAAGAAAAAUGAUUUUUCAAGGUUGAGAAAGUUGCCGUGAUAUGUUGUCUAUAUAUUUGUUAAUUUUUUUAUUCUUUUUAGUUCGGUGCAGUGCUUGCUGUCAUGUCCCGCGUGUAUGCCCAAAAUUCAACCUCAUCACCUAAUGCGACUAUUAGUGCUGUGAUUAAUGCGACUCAAACUUCUGGGAUUAAUUUGAUGCCAACGAGCUCUUCAUGGGGUAAGUACAACUCUUGUUACGAGUUGUGGUGCAGCAUUUUCAAAAGUUAAUUUAUAUCAUCAAGUAUGAUUUUAACAUCACUAUGUAGUGGUGGAUUUAUAGGAUUGACAGCCAACAGGGGUGCAAGGGUAGUGCAAGAAUUAAGUUUAUCUUAAAUGUUCGAGAUAUUCAAAGUUUGUCAACAAUCUUAGACUAAAUUAAGUUUUGGAAUUCAAGGCAUCGCCACAGUACUACUUCAAAAUACUAAUAAGUCCAAUAUUAAUAAUUAAUUUACUUUGAAUAAAGCAAAUUCUUAAUUUUGCUGCAAACGUCUAACAUUAGAAAAAUUCCAUUCUCUUUUAUGCAAUCACAGUAUCAAGGAAUCGGGGAAUUAUAUUUUAUAUAAUUAUUAAAUUAUGUUCAUUCAACAUAUCAUUAAAUUGUAACCAAGAAACUACUAUAGGUGCUCUUUCAUGACAGUAUGCUACUGGCCAGUGUUGCGGUGUGUUUGACUGCUCGCCCAGCACCCCCUAAAAAAGCUUUGCUGGAUCCACUACUGUUGCUAUGUCUGGCAAAAUGGUAAACAUCGUGACAUUAACAAGUGUAUAACGAUGGCAACGUAUUGUAUAUAUACAGACGUUUCGUUGUGAAGGACGCGACGCUAAAUAUUUAUUUUAUGUGGAUUAAAAGUGAUGUAUUGAAAAUGUAAAAUGAAAAUGACUAUAAAGUCAGUAGCAAUUAAAUUUCGGCAAAGCGGCAAGUUUCGGCACAUCUAACCUGUUUUCAAACGAAAAUGAGAAUUGGCAGUUACAUAAUACGAACUAUAUCAAUAUAUGCAGUUGGUCAACACUAGCCUGCGAACAGGCUAGGUCAACACAGACUUAUGUGCGCGUCGUGAUCGAUGAUCCGUCUGUGUGUGUAAUAAAUACGGCAUUAGAUGAACUGUCAGGGAGAUUUGGUCCCAGAACGAUUGCCAGCCUACAUACGUAAAAACACACUAAAAUAUUACUCUCGAGUCUAGGUAGUGGCAAUAAGAAGAAAGCUUGGCAUUGAUAGGGAUACAACUACCUGAAAAAUACAAGGAAAACCAAUAGACCUUAUGUAUAAUGACGUCACAAGGCUUGAUGCCCGCGAGGAAUGCUGGUCUUAAUAGUCAUCGACCGGGAAAAUUUCGAUAGUGGCCAUUUUGAAUUGUUUAAUUUUCCCGGGUGAUGACUAUUAAGACCAGCAUUCCUCGCGGCCAUCAAGCCUUGUGACGUCAUUAUGCAUAAGGUCUUUUAUUUCUACCUGAAAAAAUGCAAGAACUAAAUAUAUUUUUGGAGGUAAUAUUUCUAUAAUAUUCCUCAUGACAAAUUUUUCAAUCAAGCAUCCCGUUCAGUAACUCAGUGGUCAAAGUCGUCCUGUUUUAUUUUUAUAGUUUACUUUUCCUUUUUGCUCUUUAGGGCUGACUUGAUUUUCUUUUGCCCCUUUCCCUCCCCUUUUAGAGAGGAGUACGAAUGGUAAUUGUAUAACAAGACCAUUAAUUUUUAUAUUCCAGGUCCAACUCAAGCUCUAACUAAAGCACCUGUUCAACCCACUACUGUUCAACCCAAUACUUCUCGUCAACCCACUGGUACUGUUCAACCCACUGGUACUGUUCAACCCACUGGUACUGUUCAACCCACUAGUACUGUUCAAUCCACUGCUACUGUUCAACCCACUACUUCUGGUCAACCCACUACUAAACGUAAGUAGAGUAAUCUUGCAAAUAAAUAAAAAUGAAGAAGUUGAUAAUGUUUAAUAUAAAAGCUAUAUAUCAUAAGCAAGCCUGCCUUAAUAACAAUAUAACAUUUAUUCUCUUGAAAUAAGAUUAACUUUUUCACCCUACCUUUGCAUUUAAGAAUUUCAGUGGUUACAAAAACCUAUUCGUGGGCCGUUAGCUUGCUAUCCCGGUUGAAUCUCUGAUGCAUUGGGCUUAACCAUAAACGUCAUAACAAUGACUAAUUUGAUGGCAUAAAGAACAGUGGAAUUUUCGAAAAAAUAAAAAGACAAUGAAACGUUCUGAUCAGGCCAAAAAAAUACCGUUUUCCUAUUUCUUGGUAUAAAUGCUCAUGCAUGAGAGUGAUAAUAGACAGAUUUAGAUCGAGGACGCGGACGUCAGAGACGACGUGAAAAUGGCGUCAAAAUGGCGUAGCAUAUCCAUACAUGGGCACGACACGCCAUUUUCACGUCGUCUUUGACGUCCGCGUCCUCAAUCUAAAUCUGUCUAUUCUACGUCCAUUACAGCAGCACAUAUUGGACAAAAAUUUGUUAAAUGUUAUAUUAAUUUUGAAACAAACAAGUUACACUUCAUUUAGCUAGUACAAAACUAACGCCACGGACUGGGUACUAAAAUUUGCUCCAAAUUCUCGCCAAGCCUCCUGCACAUAUUUUAAUCAGGGUGGGUUAUUUCGGUAAUCGUUCCAUGUUUCGCGCACCAGUAUAGUAAACGUUAUGUAAUGGAUAUUAUAGUGUAUUGAAAAGUUAACUGGAUACCUCCAUAUACAUAUAUACACACCCUAACCUUAACCUAACCCCUACCCUAACCCCUACCCUAACCCUAACCCCUACCUAACCCUAAUACCUAACCCCUAACCUAUAUUGGUGCGCGAAACAUGGAACGAUAACCGUUAUUUUCAUUGUAUAUUUUUUACCUUACUGUAACGACACGACUGGGUGGCAUUAUUUGUUAUCCGAUAAGUACUAUUAAAUUGCUACAAAUAGUCGUGGCUGCAUUAACGAAGAAACACACAACAAUACCAAUUUUUCUGUUGUUUUUCCAGCUAUCAUGGCGAACUCGUUUUCUUGCACAAACCUUGACCGAUGCUGUGAAGGGAUAGGAAACACUAAUAUUACGUAUUACGCAUCAAACAAACGGAAACAGACACUUUCGGACGUUCGUUGCAGCUUGGAUAAGACGACUCAUGUGUGCUGUAGCGCUGGUAUGUUAAGUCAGACAUAGACAUGUUUUUAUUGACUCGUUCAGUAGAAAUUUGCUUGAACGGGUCUUAAAACUUUGGCCAUGCUGACGCGGUAACACGGUGAUUGUAUAUUAACGGAGUUUGUUGUUUAUAAUAAAAUGUAUCGCUAUCGCGUCAAUUAGCGACCAUAUUAUAGUUAACCAUGUGACCACCAUAUACUCUCAAAUCCAUCUGUGAACUAUUAUCCCCUAAGAGAGCCAGAACGCACUCAGAAAGCGAGGACAUAGCUUUAACCUAUAUCAAAAAUUCGGACAGAGAGAUACACGCGAUCAUUUGUAAAUAGAUGUUUAUUCAAGUUUAUAGUGUAGAACUGUAGCUUUUUAUCUAUAGUAUAUAUGUCUUAUGCAGAGUACAUAUUAUUUGUAAAGUUGUGACAUGUCUGAUGUAACUAUUCUCUUUUCAUGUUAUUAAAGGGAUACGGCAAUAUAUUUUUUUAUUAUUUCAUUUCGAAGAACUUUUAAAAUUAUAUGUUAAUCUCUUUUACCGAUUUUGCGUAACUUUAUUAUUUCUUGAGAUAUUUGAACAGAAAAAAUUGCAAAUCAGCGAGCUUUCCGCCAUCUUGGAUUUUGGCGGAUAUGCAUGACAUGCGGACAUCAUAAGCAGGGUCACGCAAGAAUUUUAUCCAUAGAGCAAUUGGUUAUUAUGAGCCCAAAAUCAUAUACUUCAGUAACUAUUUGAAAUAAAAAGCUGUCUGACGACUUUUCAAACAAGACUUAAUGUUAUUUGGUCAUUUAGAUGUAGUUUUAUAUGGCUAACCCUGCUUUUGACAUCACUAAAAUCACCGAUAAUGAGAUAAAAAUUAAUCCAAGGUGGCGGACAGCAAAUUAUUUUAAGUCAAAAUAUUUCAAGAAAUAAUAAAGUUACGCAAAAUCGGUAAAGGAGAUUAACAUAUAAUUUUAAAAGUUCUUUAAAAUGAAAUAAUAAAAAAAUAUAUUGCCGUAUCCCUCACUGAACUGUUGCAUUUCCAAAUAUGCAUGAUGUUCGAAAGCAAAGUAAUUUAUCUGUCCCAAGUAUUUGAUGCACCCGUAGUGUCCACAUCAUGUUUUGCACACGAAUACCUUUUUGAUCUUGACCCAAUGAAAAUUAUAUUGUGUGCAAAACGUGAGGAUAGGACGACCUUAAUUGAAACCGCUAAGUACUUGAUUGUUGAAGUUAUUUCUAGAUGGAAAUGGUUUAUUCCCGCAUUUAUUGGUCAAAAUGAUAAAUUUUUUAUCAUACAUGUGUUAAAAAAGGAUGUUCUGCUUCUUUGCGCGGGGUAGAUAUUUUUCCAGUUAAACCCUUCGAAUUAAGCCCUCCGAGUUCAGCCCUUUUCGAAUUAAGCCCCUGCCACGCCCUUUUAAUACCUACCCCCUUUGCGCGUAGCCAUGAAAAAAAACUUGAACUCCAUUCCAUUUAAGCGUGAUUUAAGGUGGUCCUAAGUUGAAAACAAUGUAGUUGUGACGUAAUUACUGGAAAGGUCUAUUUCGAGUGGACUUUUUUAUUUAUUAGACGUAAUAAAUACAACUAUAGACCCUUUGCACUGACGUCACAAAUCCUUAGAGUGUCCUCCAGAUGCUCCCUAACAAUAUCUGUUCGGGUACAACAACCACAUACAGCGCAAAAACUAACCAUUUUGAUACAAAAUUAUUAUAAACUUUUACAAAAUUUGCUUUGUUUACAAAAGUUAUAUUAUGCAUAAAUUUCUAAUUUGUCCUCCAGAUGCAUCAUCACCGGCGCUGUGACGUCAUCUGCAAUGGGUCUAUAGGUCCUCUGGCAGGAAUCGAACCUGUGGCUCUGUCAGCCUAGCGCUGCACUGGAAUCCCAGGGCUGCAGGUUCACUUCCUGCCAGAGCGCCUAUAGUUGCAUUUUUCACAACUGCUCCUAGUUACGUCUUAAUACAAAUCCCUUCAAUAGUUAGUUCUAUCGCGUCCAAAAUCCUGAUCCGAUGGCCAAAAUCCUGAUACCUAAAUACUAGAUUGUUUUUUUUCCAGGUAUUUUGAAUGCAAGCUUCAUCAUGACUCUGGUCGGAAUAUUUUUCUUCCUUAUUUGA